AUGCUGGAACGGAAAUACGGCGGCGUGAAGGCAAGGAACGCGGCGCUGACCAUUCAGCGAGCCUUCAGGAGAUACACGCUGCUGAAGAAGUUCGCGGCGAUCACGGCGAUGGCCAAGGCUGAGAAACGUCUCAGUAGGAAGCUUCAGGAAACGACGGAGAGGGCCGCCAGCGUGAACGAGCACGAGAGGAUGGUGUACCAUAGCCAGAUUUACAUACAACAGCCGCAGACGGCGAACAGGCCGAUGCCGAUCAGGAGCAUGUCGCUGAGGGAGAGGAGGCACGUGGAGAACUCGCAGUCACCGUUACCGAGGAGCCAGAGCGGCAGGUGCGAGGUCCAGGUCGUUGGCCAUCAGCACGCCAACCACAACGUGCACCAAACCGGAAGGCACACGCCCUCACUGGCGCCGAGUCCCUGCAACAGACACCAACAGUUACCGCCGAGCCCCUGCUGGGAGUCUAGCUCCCAGGAAAGCGGCUCCAGCAUGCAUUAUUACAAUCCACAGGAGACAUUGUGCAGCAUCAGGCAAGAGACGCCGCCGCGGGAUCUGCUGCGGACGCCGUGCACGUCGCCGUCGACGCCGCACAAUCUUCAGACACAGGCGGUCCAGAACUGGAGUAACGCCGGCCAUCUUGGCUCCGCCGGCAGAACGAGGGGAUCCGCGAAAAAGGUGCCGCCGGAAGUGCCAAAACGAACGUCUUCCAUUACGUCCAGAUCUAUGGAGCCGCGUCACAAUGGCCUGAGCAAAAGCGUGGAGAACGGUAGCCUAAGCUCGGUGCAGAGUUCUGGCAGCGAUUCCACUAAUUGCGAGAGCUCCGAGGGAGACGCCCAAAGAGGAUCACCUGUGUGGAAGCAUAAAGGAAUCUCGAACUUGCAAACAAGCGUUCCUCACAUUUUUAUUUCUGCGUCUCUACAGUCGAGCUCGCCGGAACACCAGGAAUGCGCCAACCACGCGACAGACUCGAGCACCAUGAUGAACAGCGUGAAAGAUCUUGGUCACUCUCACGCCAGUUCCGGAUACCAGCUUCCUCUGAUGGACCAUCCGGAAAAUAUGCCGCAGACGAGCUACAAAGUGUCGGAGACAGUGAGGAAACGUCAGUAUCGAGUUGGCCUAAAUCUGUUCAACAAGAAGCCAGAAAGGGGGAUCAGUUAUUUGAUCAGACGAGGAUUCUUGGAGAACAGUCCUCAGGGUGUGGCGAGAUUUCUGAUCAGUAGGAAAGGCCUGUCGAAACAGAUGAUUGGAGAAUAUCUUGGAAACCUUCAAAACCCCUUCAACAUGGCUGUGCUUGAGUAA
This is a messenger RNA of Heterotrigona itama, 1293 nucleotides long. The record is from the annotation of a GenBank genome assembly. Lineage: Eukaryota; Metazoa; Arthropoda; Insecta; Hymenoptera; Apidae.